AUGGCGGGUUCAAUAGUAAGAGCAUUCAACUGGGACGAUGUCUACGAACAACAAUUCAUCGCGGUGACACCAUCGGGGUCAGAAGUCAUCUUGUACCAAACUAACCAUGAAGACCCCAGUGUUGAAUCCAACUCCAUGAUCCAACUUCAAUCGCGCUCGGGGUUUGACAAUUUGCAAUGCUCCUCGUACCUGAAUACGCGGCCUGGUACAAUUGCCGUGGGAUCUAUAAAUGGCACGGUUUCGAUAUUCGAUAUCAAAACGCCGGGGCUGUCCAUUGUCAAUUUGCGACCGAAGCAGAACCGUCCUUGUAAUUCCAUUACUUUCAACCGAUCGAAUUUGCUUGUUGCUGGUUUUGACAAGGGAAGACAGGACAAUUCGUUACAAAUCUGGGAUGUGGAAGAAUCGAGCAGUAAAGACCUUGUCAAGGCCGAAGAUGAAAGCAGAGUCAAGAAACCUGUUGCUUCGUUUUUGCCCAAUGAAGCAGUACUUUCAGCUACAUUCCUACCGGAUACCGAUACCAAUGUAUUAUGUGGAUCGUACAAGUUCUUGAGGGAGAUUGACUUGAGAGCUGAUCAACCGAUCUUCCAGAUGGCUACCAAAUGCACGUUGGGGUUGAUGGUGGAUCCAUUCCAGACUCAUUUGUUCCAGUCCCAUGGCGAAGAUGGAUCGUUGUGCAUUUGGGACCGUCGUAUGUUGACUAGCAGCCAGAAACUGAGGGGCUCAACCACCGGCGGCUUGGUUGUCACCGAGACUCCUAUUCUUCAGUUCAAUAAGUUGUUGAGCGAUUCUCCAGGCCGCAAAAUACAAAACCCAUGCGUUCGUUACUCGUCUAUACGGAGAGGCGAAUUUUCUUCGAUAUUCAACGGGGAUUUGAUACGGAGAUGGCACACUAGCUCCGUGCCAGCGUGUUAUGGUUUGCAAGGGAAUGGGAAUGGCAAGGUAACAACAACAACAACAACAACAGCGGCAUCGUCAUCGCCAUUCCCAUCGGCAGCUACAACGGAAACGGCAGCAGCAGAAAACACGGUUACUGGUAGUCUUAAAAAGCAAGCGAGCCAGCUAUACCGCAACAGCGACGAUUCACUUUUCGUUUCCAUGGUGCUCGAUGUCAAGACAGAUUAUGAAAAAGUCAUCUCAUUUGACUAUUCUCCCGACAUUACCUCCCAUACGUCAACCAACUUUGUUUGCAUGAGGCAGUCCGGAAGCGUGUUUAGGAUGCCCGUGGUGGAGUCUAUCGAGGCAUUGGACUUUAACCCUUUCAACGAGUUUUCAAUUGCUGGUCCCGAAGGAACACUGACUGACUUUAUCUUGGACGACUCUCAAAAGAAAGAAGCAAGUGCAAACAAAUUUGGGGAUGGGGUGAUUCCCAACCAGGAGCUCAGGCGGUUCGACAGCGACGAGCUUGAUCUUGAGCUUGAUAUGCGAGAGGUGUCCACGGCAGAUGACGAGGAGAACGAAUUGGACAGACCGUUAAACAUGUACGACGUGGACUUUGCCGAGCUGCCGUUGACCAAAUUAUUGUUGGACCCAAGCAAGGUCAUCCGCAACGAUAUAUGUCUAACUAUCCGCAAGAGAGCAAUGAUGGGGUACGGUACGGAUCCAGAGAAGAAUGGCGAGAUUGUGGAAAAGUUGGAUCCUGAGGGGAACCAGUUGUCGCUACACCAGGUCUGGCAGUGGCUCUGCAUGGCCAAGAAGUCGUUGGAGAAGGGAACGAUGGUUUCAGAAGGCAUCGACUUGGGAUUCCAAGGAAUACUGGGUAUUUGGAGUGGCUCUGAAGCGUUGAAUAACCAAAAACGCUCAAUGACAACAUCGACUACGAUUACUGAGCCAUGGUACGCACAGGCGGUUAAAAACAUAAUCGCAUCCAAGGGCAAAAAAUAUCAAGGCAUCAACAUUCCAGUUGACAGUGAAAAGAAGGCACAAAGAAAACUCUGUUUAAUCGUUUCCGGCUGGUAUUUAACUGAAGAUGAGUUUGAAAAAAAGCUUCAACUUUUGAUAUCUGGCGGGUACGUGGCCAAAGCUGCAGGCUGGGCCGUGUUCCAUGGCAAGGUGCCCAAGGCCAUUGAGAUUUUAGGUAGUUCAAAAAAGGAAAAUUAUCAGUUGAUGGCCACGGCAGUUGCUGGAUAUCUAGCUUACAAAGAUUCUCAUGUUAAUAGCCCUUGGAAGGACCAAUGCAGGAAGAUGGCUUCGGAGUUGGAGGACCCUUAUUUGCGAGCAAUAUUUGCUUUUAUUGCUGAUGAUGAUUGGUGGGACGUGUUGGACGAGCAUUCGCUUCCGUUGCGAGAGCGAAUAGGUGUUGCCGUUAGACAUCUUUCCGACCGCGACUUGACUGUUUAUCUCAAUCGAUUAACCGACACGGUGGUGAACAAAGGUGAUCUCGAAGGUUUAAUUUUAACCGGGAUAACUCCUCGGGGGAUCGAUUUGCUACAAAGUUAUGUCGAUAGAACCAGCGACGUGCAAACGGUUGCAUUGAUUUCUGUGUUUUCGUGUCCCAGGUAUUUUGUCGAUGACAGAGUUAAACAUUGGGUUGAUUGCUAUCGAAACAUGUUGAACAGCUGGGGGAUGUUCAACGUGAGGGCCAGGCUAGAUGUUGCUCGGACAAAGCUCUCCAAGAAUGUCAAUGGACAAGUGAGCAUCCAGGCUACACCCAAGCAGUUUUUCCUAAAAUGCAUUCGCUGCAACAAAAACAUUUCAAAGCCAAAAUCGAGCGCUGUCCAGCCCGGGUUUCCUAAUAAUCAAGCCUUGUUGAAGCAGUUUAACAAAUCCAGCAACAAGCUGAAUGGCGGCAUUAUCAUUACUUCAUGCCCGCACUGUGGUGCUGCUUUACCUAGGUGUUCGAUAUGUCUAAUGUCACUAGGCUCCGAUGUUCCACUAGAGAAUAGCGAGUUGAAUAAAACGGAUCCCAAUGUCAAGAUUGAAAACAAAUUCAAAAACUGGUUUAGCUUUUGCUUGACGUGCAACCAUUGUUACCAUGCUUCUCAUGCAGAGGAAUGGUUUUCAAAACAUUACACUUGUCCAGCACCUGAUUGCGAUUGUCGAUGCAAUAGCAAAUAA
Molecule: messenger RNA, 3054 nt
Organism: Lodderomyces beijingensis
Lineage: Eukaryota; Fungi; Ascomycota; Pichiomycetes; Serinales; Debaryomycetaceae
Source: the annotation of a GenBank genome assembly